Messenger RNA from Pseudovirgaria hyperparasitica, 1587 nucleotides. RefSeq names its product benzoate 4-monooxygenase cytochrome-like protein P450. The coding region runs from base 1 to 1587 and encodes 528 amino acids. The transcript is spliced from 3 exons. Gene Ontology annotation, molecular function: monooxygenase activity; iron ion binding; oxidoreductase activity, acting on paired donors, with incorporation or reduction of molecular oxygen. The record is from RefSeq and is a predicted model, not a curated record. Lineage: Eukaryota; Fungi; Ascomycota; Dothideomycetes; Acrospermales; Acrospermaceae.
AUGAUUGUUAACGAUGUUGUCGCAUUUGCGUCCCAUCACUGGUUCCUCAUAUCAAGCAUAUUAGUCCCAGCAUAUUUUGUUUGGAACAAGUAUCAGCGUGGUCUCAGCAAAUAUCCAGGCCCCUGGUUGGCAUCAUACACCGAUCUGUGGAGGUUCUCUGAUGCUCUUGGUAGAAAGCCUGAGCAAACUCACAUACGUUUACACAAAGAGCUUGGAGAUAUCGUCCGCCUGGCCCCCAAUGUGCUCUCAUUUGCAGAUCCUAAGGCAAUAAAAUCCAUUUAUGGUCUCAAUAAGGGAUUCGUCAAAUCCGAUUUCUACCCCGUACAACAAGCAACGUCCAAAGGGAGGCGCUUACCAAGUCUGUUUUCAACCACAGAUGAAGACUACCACGCCAAAUAUAGACGCUGCGUCAACAGCGCCUUUGCUAUGAGCUCCCUUGUUUCAUACGAGCCUUUAGUCAACUCCACCCUGACCAUCUUCCUCGACCAGACAGAGCGCCUCUACGUGCAGACAAACCGAUGCUGCAACUUCUCUCAGUGGCUCCAGUUCUUUGCUUUCGACGUCAUUGGUGACCUUACCUGGAGCAAACGUCUCGGCUUCGUCGAGAAAAAUGAAGACGUAGACGGUGUCAUCGCCUUCCUCUUCCGCUUCCUCAGCUACGCCGGCCCGGUGGGUCAAAUGCCUAUCAUCGACCUCUUAUUAGAAAAGAACCCACUCAAACUUCUCGCUGAAAGAUGGGGUUUAAGCAAAAAUGUCUUUCCUAUAACACAGUUUGCUCUAUCUCGUUCGCAAGAACGCGCUGUCGAGAUGCAGAAGAUCAAAGAAAACGGCCUCCCGGCAGAUGCGUCAGGAAACAAAGGCGGCGUUGACCUCCUCUCCAAAUUCAACGCCGCAGCACACGACCACCCACAAUUCAUGACCGAUACACAGGUCUUGACUUCCUGCGUCAGUAUGGUUUUUGCCGGCUCUGAAACCACCGCCAUCUCCCUCUCCGCUGUAUUCUACUACCUGCUACGCAAUCCCAUCGCAUACAAUAAGCUCAUGGCCGAGCUCGACGCCGCUGUCUUAGACGGUACAAUUGAAUCCCGGGACAAUGGCCUCGUCUCCUGGUCUGAAUCCCAAAAACUGCCUUACCUCGACGCAGUCAUCCAAGAAUCGUUUCGUCUUCAUCCUGCGGCUGGCUUGCUCCUUGAACGUGUUGUUCCAGCAAAAGGAAUAACCAUAUGUGACGAGCAUAUCCCUGGAGGCACAAUUGUGGGUUGCAACGCUUGGGUCCUACACCGACGUCCAGAGGUCUUCGGAGAGGACGUUGAUGCGUUCAGACCUGAGCGGUGGAUUGACGCGAAGCCGGAAAAACUGAGGGACAUGAAAGCAACAAUGUUUCACUUUGGCGCAGGAGCAAGGACAUGUAUCGGGAGAAAUAUUAGUCUGUUGGAGGUAUAUAAGUUGGUUCCGAGUUUUCUGAGGAGGUUUGAGAUCGAACUUGAUCAACCAGAAAAGGAGUGGGUGACCGAUAAUGGCUGGUUUGUGCGGCAGUUGGCCUUCAAUACCAAAUUCAAACUCAGAGUUACACUGGCAACAGUUUAG